AUGGCAACGACGAAUUUUCUUCUUCACGAGCAGGCUGGUUCGUUUCCAACUAUAAGAACAGGGCAGCGACUUUUAAUGACGGGCUGUGAUUUUCUUGCAAUGACAGCAACUGGGUCUAUGUUAAAUGGCAAUGUUGAACAGAAGGCAGCAACUGGGUCUAUGUUAAAUGGCGAUGUUGAACAGAAGCAACAAGGACUCAUUAUAAUUCCAGUUGAAUGUGUUACAAGUUACAAGGUCAAGUGGGAGAUCAGAAACAGGGUUGAGGUGGUGGGGCCAAGAGAACUUACGGGUGCUGUGGAUCUUAUAAAUCACUACAAGUUGUUGCCUCACCACGAUUUCUUCUGCAAGAGAUCACUUCCAUUAUCGAUUUCAGAUACACACUACCUUCACAAUGUGGUUGGAGAUACAGAAAUUAGGAAAGGUGAAGGGAUGCAACUGGAUCAGCUCAUUCAGAAUACACCCCUUUCGAGAGAGACAAAUGCUCGCAUACAACCUUUUGACUUAGAUGUCCUCAGAGAAGCCUUUCAACUGAGGGAAACGACUCCAGUUGAUUUGUCCCCUUCAGAGAAGGGUAUUCCCACUAUAGCUGGAAAAUCUAAAAGCGACUCUAAGUACAAGGAGAAGAAGCAUAAAAAGCACAAGGACAAAGACAAAGAAAAGGAUAAAGAGCAUAAGAAGCACAAGCAUCGUCAUAAAGAUCGAAGUAAAGACAAGGAGAAAAAGAAAGAUAAAAGUGGUCAUCAUGAUUCUGGUGCUGAACAUUCAAAGAAACACCAUGAGAAGAAAAGAAAGCAUGAUGGAGAUGAAGAUGUUAAUGACAUUCACAGACACAAGAAAAGUAAGCAUAAGAGCUCAAAGAUUGAUGAGAUGGCUGUAAUAAAGGUUGCAGGCUGA
Ilex paraguariensis (yerba mate) is the source of this 894-nucleotide messenger RNA. The record is from the annotation of a GenBank genome assembly. Lineage: Eukaryota; Viridiplantae; Streptophyta; Magnoliopsida; Aquifoliales; Aquifoliaceae.